Messenger RNA from Trichoderma gamsii, 417 nucleotides. RefSeq names its product integral membrane protein. Bases 1 to 417 code for a protein of 138 amino acids. The transcript is spliced from 3 exons. The record is from RefSeq and is a predicted model, not a curated record. NCBI's taxonomy places the organism in Eukaryota, Fungi, Ascomycota, Sordariomycetes, Hypocreales, Hypocreaceae.
AUGCCAGACACAGACACAGACACAGACCCAGACCACCGCCCCCCAGCCAUAAACUACAUCCUCAGCUUCCUCCUCGUCGGCCUCGCCUGGGGCCUCACCACGCCCUUCAUCCGCCGCGCCGCCCGCGCCCACAAGCCAGACCCGUCCCACGCCGCCAUCCUCGACCGCCCGGCCGUCCAGGCGAGCUGGCUCCGGCGCACCCUCUAUGGCGCCUUCUUUGGUGUCGUCGACUUGCUGCGCAACCCGCGCUAUGCCGUGCCGCUGGUGCUCAACCUCACCGGCAGCAUCUGGUUCUUUCUCCUCAUUGGCAAGGCCGGAGAGUGGUUAGUUGAGGGCAAAGUCAUCAGCAGAGAAACUGGUAUUGGAAUGGUUUUGUCAUUGGCCGGAAUAGCCCUGUGUGUUCAAAGCAAGAACUAA